This is a messenger RNA of Colletotrichum aenigma, 813 nucleotides long. RefSeq lists its product as uncharacterized. NCBI's taxonomy places the organism in Eukaryota, Fungi, Ascomycota, Sordariomycetes, Glomerellales, Glomerellaceae. The transcript has 2 exons. The record is from RefSeq and is a predicted model, not a curated record. The coding region runs from base 1 to 813 and encodes 270 amino acids.
AUGUCAUCGUGGUACUCGAGGAUCCUCACCAACACCACCUCCCAGAUCUCGAGCUUGCAGAGCCGACUGCUGCAGAGCGAAAAUGACGGCGACACCGAGGACGACACCCACGUCUGCAGAGUGCUGAGAGCCUACUACACCGAGAAGGGCCGUCCGUUUCCGGGCUGGCUACCCCCCGACCCAAAGGCGCCGCCGCCAGCGGCCCCCGUCUACGCUCAGCCUGCCAACCAAGUCGGCUCGCGAUACGGAGGUCUACAGCCGCAGCAGCAGCCUGGUCCUACCACGGGACUCAGCUCGCUGUGGGAUAGCCACGGUGGGGCACAACCGCGGCAGGAUACUAUGAGCCUUCGGCAGGGCCGCGGCGCCCCGCCCCCGAUGCGAGGCGGCGAGCAGCCGGCGCGACUGAGCCCUUUCGCGAGGGCCGGUGAUAGUGGGCGAGACGACGUGCAGGCUCGGCCUCUACCUAGCCAGCGGGCAGGAAGCUACCAGUCGAGCGCGGCAUACGGACGAGAGGCAGUGAGCACACCGCCCGGUAGCUCGGGUGGAGGAGGUGGUGGCGGUGGUGGUUCAGCACAGGACCGGCUUAAGCAGCGACUUUGGGGAGGUGCGAGAACGACGAGCCCGGCGUCCGGGGGUAGCCAGGGACCUUUCCAACCACCGGCUCGAGGUGGAUCGGGUGACUACGAAGAUCGAUUUGCUCCUGGGGGCAUGUACGAUGGAGGCGGAGCAGGAGGCGGAGGCGGCGGCCGACCGACAGGACUUCCAAGCGGACCAAGACGAACUGGACUUCCGAGCGGUCCUCGAAUGCGAUAA